Orbicella faveolata is the source of this 3396-nucleotide messenger RNA. Its product is annotated as G2/mitotic-specific cyclin-B3-like. Gene Ontology annotation, molecular function: cyclin-dependent protein serine/threonine kinase regulator activity. Gene Ontology annotation, biological process: mitotic cell cycle phase transition. NCBI's taxonomy places the organism in Eukaryota, Metazoa, Cnidaria, Anthozoa, Scleractinia, Merulinidae. The record is from RefSeq and is a predicted model, not a curated record.
CCAAUCACACAUCGCGUGGUUUAAACCCGCAAAAUCCAAAUCGUUUUCACUCACAAACAAGAGCCAAGUCACUGAAAAGCCGACAGGAGAAUUCUUGAUCGAAAAACAGAACUUUUUAAGCAACAAUUUUAAGGUUUACUGCAAAGAACUCCACGUUUCAUUCAUCACAAAAUGGUUAAGACGCGCUCCAGACCUUUAACUUCGGUAUUUUAUAACAAAUCCAAGGACAACGCUUCGGACGAAAAUGGAGUUCCCGCACAGAUAACUUUUAAAACCGUUGAGCAAGGAAAGCGUUCGGCCGAAGGCUCUCCUGACAAUGUCCCCUCACGGAAGAGGGCUGCAUUCGGAGACAUCACAAACGCCACUUUUAACCAGCUAGGAGGAGAAAAAGGAGUGAAGAAGAAGCAGGCGAAAAGCGGCGUUGUUCGAAAGCAGACACAACAGCAAAGCAAAGCAAAGACUGCUGUAAAGGCAAAACCCAAGCAGAGAAAAAGUAAAGAUACUACACAGCCGUCAGUUUGUGAUCACGAACAGCAAACAAAAGCCGUGUCUCCAUCUGGUGCAAUUUUAAGUUCGCAAGAUUCAAUGGAAGAGUCGACAUCAUCUCAAGACUCGUUACAAAUACUAUCAAGUUGUAAUUCAGAUGCUGAUAAUAGUAACACUGAUGAUUCCAAGCAACAACAGAAGGAGGAAGUUGUACAGGCGGAAAAGUCAACAGAAGAUGAAGUGAUUGACAUUGAUGCUGACACAUCAGAUCCAGUUACAGUCUCUGAAUAUGCAAAUGAGAUCUUUGUGAACAUGAAGAGAAGAGAGACACUAUUCCCGCUAACAAAUUACAUGGAAACACAACAAGACAUCACUCCUCAAAUGCGAGCCAUAUUGGUGGACUGGCUGGUGGAAGUUCAGGAGUGUUUUGAACUGUACCAUGAGACUCUAUAUCUUGGGGUGAAACUUCUUGAUCAUUUCCUUGAGAGGAACACAAUUAAACGUGAUGAACUGCAGCUUGUUGGUGCUACAACUCUUAUUAUCUCCUCUAAAAUUGAGGAGCGCCACCCACCCUGCCUGGAUGACUUCAUCUACAUUUGCGAUGAUGCCUACCAACAACAGCAGUUUAUUGCAAUGGAGAGCAGAAUCAUUCGCAGCUUGGGAUUUGACAUAAACAUACCUAUUCCAUACAGAUUCCUUAGAAGAUAUGCCAAGGCUGCAUUUGCAAACAUAGAAACACUCACUCUGGCUCGCUUCCUUCUGGAAUCCUCCCUUCUUGAAAGUCGCUUUGUCGCAAACAGGGCAUCAUUCAUGGCAGCUUCGUGUCUACGCCUUGCAAUGUUGAUGAACAGUUGUGGUGAAUGGACACCCACUCUGAUACAUUACACGGGCUACACUGACAAUGAACUACGAGAUUGUGUGCUGCAGCUCAAUUCAAUGAACAGUGCACCAGCAAAUAAGAACUUGAUGACCGUGAAAAACAAGUAUUCACAUAAAGUGUUUCAUGAAGUGGCCAAGAUUCCAGCGCUGGACACAUUAACCAUUGAAAUAUAGAUUUUUAUUUUGUAAAUAGAAGUUCUUAUUAGUAUCCUUGUUCUAUUUCUAGGUAAAGUUGAGAAAAAAAAGUUGAAAGUGCCAUAGAUUUAAAUAUUAGUUCGUUUUACAUAAAAAAAAUUAUCAUUUUACAUGCAUAGAAUAACUGUAAGUGACCUCAACUGGAUUAUUAAAUAACUAUGUUUUUAACAAAGGAGAAAUUUUCCCUUUGCUAUUUACCAUUUUUUACAAUGAUGUUAUCCUUAAGCUUUAAGAGACACUUCCAUCCUAUUUUUUAAAGGGGAAAAACAUAUCUGUAUGUCACUGGCGAGUCCACAGCAAUGACCAGUUUGAUUUCAUAUUACAAAAUAUUGAGAUAAUGAUAAAUAACUGAUCAACGAAAAGGCAGAACUUUUUAAGCAACAAUUUUAAAGUUUAUUGCAGAGACCUUCACUUUGCAUUCAUCGCAAAAUGGUUAAGACGCACUCCAAGGUCACCGAUGACAGGCAUUCGACCACGUUUUCUUGACUUUAUUCCAUCUGAGUCCUAACAGUCUACGUUCUUGCUUGUUAUUCUUGCAACUGACCUUUGACUUCAUACAAACAGGAUAACACUUCAGACGAAAAUAGAGUACUCGCACAGAUGACUUUAAAAACCGUUGAGCAAGGGAAGCAAGGAAAGCGCUCGAUGUAAUUUUUAGCUUUAAGAGACAUUCCUGAGUUUGAUUUCAUGUUACUAAAUAUUGAGAUAAUGAUAAAUAACUGAUCAACGAAAAGGCAUAAAGUUUGACAAGUUUAACAUACCUUAGAUUUCACUUCAAAUUUUGAUUCAGUCACAAAAUGCAAGGCACUGAAAGAUGGCAUUCCACCGGAGUACAUUGCAUGCAGUUUGUAAAAUAUAUUCUCAGACCACCAAUUUUCUUACUCAAAUGCUUUAGACCUAUUACAAUAUUGUUGUAUAAUAAUGACACAGUAAAUAUUUGUUUCUAUAGUAUUUCUAACGAUCUAACUGAAAAAUAGAGAAAAUGAGGAAAACUAAUACAUCCAUGCUUUACGUUAUAUGCAACAGUUUCAGGAAGCCAAAUGGGGUAUGAACAAAAAUGCAUUGGUUUGGGCUAAUGUUCCUAAUGUAUCAAUCGAAGAAAUAACACCAGUACUUAAACACUGGACGGAAGGUAAUCGGCACUAAAAGCUUUACUAAGCUCUUUUAAUCUGUAAGUGUUUAUAUCUCCAUUUUGUGGACAAAAAAUCUGUAAAUAGAUACAAGAAUGGUAAUGUUGAGUGCCAGUAUAUUGACUUUAGCAAGUAUUCAAUGUAAAAUCAAGACUGCUUAGUCGCUGUUUCGCUUAGUCCAUCGUGUGUGACGCGAAUAAAAAAAACCGCGAGAAAAAAUCGCCGUGCGAUAGGAAGGUCUUCCGAGAAACGGCGCGUUUUCAAAGCGAUGCGCUUUCAAAAGACUCGUUUUCGAAUACCUAAGUUUCUCAUCAGCGCUUUUGGUAUAUGGGCGAAAACACGUCAAAAAGUAUGCGUUUUCAUACAAAAACGCUUUAGUCCAUCGUGCAUGACGCGAGCAAAGUAAGCGAAAGAGAGACUACUCAUAGUCUAAAGGACUGCAGACUGUAGACUUUUUUUAAACUGAAUUAUAUUACCAUUUCCAUAAUUGAGAGCUAACCGUAAACAGGCUAAACCGGUGCGUUAUUUGACUAAUUCAGGCUAACCUAUGUGAUAUUCAGGAUAACCUGUGUGAUAUUCAGGAUAACCUGAGUGAUAUUCAGGAUAACCGGAGCGAUAUUCAGGAUAACCGGAUUGAUAUUCAGGAUAACCGGAGUGUUAUUAUCCAACUGCAGCGAAUACCGUCCAAAUAACAGUACAAAUAUAC